Messenger RNA from Lactuca virosa, 312 nucleotides. The record is from the annotation of a GenBank genome assembly. NCBI's taxonomy places the organism in Eukaryota, Viridiplantae, Streptophyta, Magnoliopsida, Asterales, Asteraceae.
AUGAUUAUACAUAAUCAUUCCAAAACCACGACUCCUAAAAUUCCAUUGUCGCCUCCCUCCUACACCGCCAUCUCCACCCCUUCAUCCAUCGCCGUCAUGGCCUCCCUUGUCCACCGUCAUCGCCGACACGAACCUUCACCGUCGCACCCCUCAAUCUUCCAUCUCCAGCGCCAGGCGAUGCUCUACCCGUCAAUCUCCUCUUGUCCGUCGUCUCCUAUGUUUGGUCGCCUCCCAUCUGUAGCCGUCUCCCUUCUCCGGCCAUCACAGUUUGAAGUCGAAAAACUUGUCAACUUGAAGAAGAAAGGCUUCUGA